Molecule: messenger RNA, 1980 nt
Organism: Endocarpon pusillum Z07020
Lineage: Eukaryota; Fungi; Ascomycota; Eurotiomycetes; Verrucariales; Verrucariaceae
Exons: 4
Coding region: 1-1980 (659 amino acids)
Biological process (GO): mRNA pseudouridine synthesis; tRNA pseudouridine synthesis
Cellular component (GO): nucleus
Molecular function (GO): pseudouridine synthase activity; RNA binding
Source: RefSeq, a predicted model, not a curated record
AUGGAUCAAGCAAGUGCAAGUCAGACGUCUGAGUCGAGGGAUUCUUUACCAGGAGGUGCUGGCGCAGGAACAGAGCAAUUUCAUUCGAAAUCUGUUUCCGACAGAAGCAAAGUUCGAGGUCGAGGUCGAGGAGGUCCGCCGAAUAAGAAACGAGAUAUGGGCAGGUCAGAAUGGAGCAAAACGAAACCAGACAAGCGAAGACGGAACGACGACCAGCAAGCAGCAAAACGACAGCGGAUUGAUCGAGGAGACGCUCCAUUACCAGCCUACGCUACUCAAUUCUCGAAGGAUGAUAUCGCUGCCGAGGAAAGAAGGCCAAAGAAAAAGGUCGCUGUUCUUAUAGGAUAUUCUGGUACUGGAUACCGUGGCAUGCAAUUCGCGCAUGACCAGAAGACCGUAGAGGGCGACCUCUUCAAGGCCUUUGUUGCUGCAGGCGCAAUUUCAAAAGCCAAUGCCGACGACCCAAAGAAAUCCUCGUUUGUCCGGUGUGCCAGGACGGAUAAAGGUGUGCACGCUGCAGGGAAUGUCAUUUCACUGAAAUUGAUCGUUGAGGACGAAGAUACCGUGCAGAAGAUCAAUGAGCAUUUGAGCCCUCAGAUCAGAGUCUGGGGCUACGAGAGAACAAUCAACAGCUUCAGCGCAUAUCAAUUGGUCGAUUCGAGAAUUUACGAAUACCUCAUCCCUACACAUUCAUUCCUCCCUCCUCACCCAAGCAGCUACCUUGGUCAAAAGAUUGCAGAGUCAGCCAGGGAGAACGAUGAUGAAGAGCGCUGGAGAAGCAGACAGGAUGAGGUUGAAGGCUUUUGGGAGAAGGUUGAUGAGGAGCACAUUACACAGAUUCUUGAAGGGUAUGAUGCUGAUUCCCGGAACGUACUCGAAAGAGCGCUGUAUCCUAAAGAGGGCAAUGCAGCUGCCCCAGCUCCUUCACAAAAUAAAGAGAGUAACCGCAUUGGCGAGGAACUAGGGUCGAUACGAAGCCAUGAAGCAACAGAGGCAUUUCUCAAUAGUGGGGUAAAUGAGAACAAUCGGAGGGAAAUCGAAGAAUUUUUGGACAAAAUCGAUAAAGAGAAUGCAAGCGAAACCCAAGUCAAGCUAAUGCUCGAAGACUACGAUAAUGACACAAGAGUCUUGCUAGAGACAGCGCUCCUUCUUCGAGAACAAGAGCCUUCAAGAUCUGCAGCCUCUCUAGCAUGCGAAGCUCAGAGCUCGUUGACGACUAAGGAUAAGAACUUACCCACAAUCGCUGAAGGCAUUAAGAAGUUACGUGCUGCCUACAUUGCUGCCAAACGUUCCUAUCGUAUCUCGCCAGCUCGCCUUGAGCGCGUUCGAAGCUGUCUAGCAAUGUACGAAGGCACAAGAAACUUUCACAAUUUCACCGUCGAAAAGAAAUUCAGGGAUCCAUCCGCCAAGCGCGUAAUCAAAUCUUUCAUUGUCAACCCGAAGCCUAUUCUCAUUAAUGGGACCGAAUGGCUGAGUCUCAAAGUCCAUGGCCAGAGUUUCAUGAUGCAUCAAAUCCGAAAAAUGGUCGGAAUGGUUGCGCUGGUCAUUCGAUGUGGUUGUGAUCCAAAACGGAUUGCUGAGGCCUAUGGGGAAGGGUCCAUUUCAAUACCGAAAGCACCGAGCCUCGGUCUGCUCCUUGAGCGCCCAGUCUUUGACUCUUAUAACAAGCGCGCAAAAAGCGAGCAUGGUAAAGAAGCGAUAGAUUUUAGCAAGUAUGAGAGCGAGAUGGAGGAGUUCAAGCAAAGAGAGAUUUACGAAAGGAUCUAUCGAGAUGAGGAAAAGAACAACGUCUUUGGCAAUUUCUUCAACCAUGUCGACAACUUCGCCAGCGAAGCAUUUCUCUUCGUGACAUCUGGGGGCAUUACGGCGACCAAAGCUGCUGGUAGAAACAGCGGAGAUAAGGAUGUUUCCAUUGAUCCAGCACUCGAGAGCGAGCCAGAGAAUGAGACAGUGCGUAACGGAGAGGGUGAAGAAGGAUGA